Messenger RNA from Plasmodium yoelii, 3753 nucleotides. Its product is annotated as AP-2 complex subunit alpha, putative. The coding region runs from base 1 to 3753 and encodes 1250 amino acids. The transcript is spliced from 6 exons. Gene Ontology annotation, biological process: intracellular protein transport; clathrin-dependent endocytosis. Gene Ontology annotation, molecular function: clathrin-cargo adaptor activity. The record is from RefSeq and is a predicted model, not a curated record. Gene Ontology annotation, cellular component: membrane coat; AP-2 adaptor complex. NCBI's taxonomy places the organism in Eukaryota, Apicomplexa, Aconoidasida, Haemosporida, Plasmodiidae.
AUGCUUAAACAUAAUAUCAAAGGGUUAUAUUGUUUUAUUGAUGAAGUACGAAAUUGUAAAAGUAAAGAAGAUGAAGAAAAAAAAGUGAUUGAAGAGAUAAUAAAAAUAAAAAAAAAGUUUAAUGAAAAAAAUUUAACAAAUUAUAAAAGGAAAAAAUAUAUAUGGAAAUUAUUAUAUUGUCAUAUAUUAGGAUAUGGUAUAUCUUUACCUUAUUUAAAUAUAAUCAAAUUAAUAUGUAGCCCUGAGUUUAGUGAUAAAUAUUGUGGAUACACAGCAUUAUCUUUAUUAGUUAAUGAUAAUAAUGAUAUUUUAAAUAUUAUGGUAAGUACUGUUAAAUUAGAUAUAAAAAAUUUUGAUGAAAAAAUAAUUUUUUUAGCAUUACAUUUUACAAGUCAUAAAAUAAAUGAAUUGUUAAUAGAAAAUAUAUAUAAUGAUAUAUUACAUAUUGUUAUAUCAAGUUAUAUAUAUAAACCUAAUAUUAGAAAAAAAGCUUUUUUAUGUCUAACCAAUAUAUAUAAAAAAAGACAUGAUUUAUUAUUUAAAAAUGAUUUAGAAAUCUUUAAGUUUCUCGAUCAAAAUAUAUCCGAAAUAAAUAUAUUUAAUGCUUAUUCAUAUUUAAAUUUAAUAUAUAUUAUAAUAUUGAUUUUUCAAAAAUAUCAAACUUUAUUUUUAUAUACAAAAAAAAAAGAAGAAAAAAAAAAAAAAAAAAAAAAUACAACUCGUAAUAAAAAUCAGAUUCCUAAUACUGUAGGAAUUAAACGAGAAGCUUGCAAAGAUGAAAAUAAUAAUUUAGAUCAAAAUAGUGACAAAGAAAUAAGUAACAUAUACACUAAUGGUGUAGAUAGCAGCAGUGCAGAGAGCAACAGUGCAGAGAGCAACAGUGCAGAGAGCAACAGUGCAGAGAGCAACAGUGCAGAGAGCAACAAUACAGAGAGUAACAGUAUAGAUAGCGACUACGUGAAUCAAAAUAAUUCGUCUUCUUACAAACGGCUUUCAAUAAAUAUAAAAAAUGAACUAAAAAAAAAAAAAGGAAUAUUAGAUUUGAUAAUUGACGAAAAUUUUACAUACACAGAUUUAAAAAGAGUCGAAAAAUUUGUAGAAAUUGAAUCUGAAAAUAUUAUAAAUAUUAAAGAAAUAAAUUUAUUUGAAAUAAAUAAAUAUGUAAAUAAAUAUAUUAAUUAUAUAAUAAAUAUAAUAUAUUUAAUACUAGAUGAUAAUUUAAAAAUUGAUCAGGGUUUUUAUUAUUCUCAAUUUCGAUAUCCAUUUUUGUUAAUUAAGUGUUUGCAUAUGAUUCGAUUAUAUGAUAUAGAUAAUUUAUCACAAAUUAUAAUAAAUAAAAUAAAUGAUAUUUUAUCUAAAAUAAUAAAUAAAACAUAUAAAAAAUUUAAAAGUCACCCAUCUUUUUGGAAUAUUAUAAAUAAUGUAGAAAAUUAUAAGAACCAUGUAAACAUCUCAACAAAUAAAAGUAAAUUUUCCAAUAACAUAAUAAAUAAAAAAAAAGAAAAAAAUAAAUUACCAAAAAUGGAUAAAAGUAUUGUAUAUAUUGAAUAUGCAAUACUAUAUGAAUGUUGUUCUAUAUAUAAAUUUUUGGAUAAAAAAAUAGAUGAAAAAAAUAAAGAAAUGCUAAUAAAUUUGGUUAUAUCAUCACUUAAUACUAACAAGUCAAAUAUAAAUUAUAUAGUACUUAAUUGUUUAUCUCAAUUUAAAAUAACACCAUAUAUUUAUAAUAAAUUAGAGAAACACAUUUCAUAUUUAAUUAAGCUAUUAAAAAGCGAUGAUAUAACAAUCAAGUUACAAGCUUUUAAUAUUUUAUUUAAUUUAUGUAAUGCUUCAAAUUGGAAAUAUUUAAUAAAUAUAUUUUUACAGCAUUUACCAUAUGUUGAUCCAUAUAUACAAAAUGAAAUUAUUAUAAAAAUAUGCAUUUUGGCAGAACAAUUUUCAUCAAACAUGGCAUGGUAUAUUGAUAUUAUAUUUAAAAUUAUUGAAACUACACACAAACAUAUUUUUAAAGAUGUCUGUUAUAGAUUAGUUCAGUUAUUAACAGGAUUUGCCAAAAAUAAAAAAAACACUUUAUUAUAUAAAAAUGGAAAGUCAGACAACACAAUCAAUACUAAAAAUAAUAAUACCCCAAAAAAUAUGAACAAUAAAAAUACUAAAAUAGAUAAUAAUGAUAAUGAUGAAGAAAAAAAAAUUCAAAUGUAUGCUGCUAUAAAAUCUUAUAGAUAUUUAUCUAAAAAUAUAUGCAAAAUAGAACUACUUAUAGAUUUAUGUUCUUAUAUUAUUGGUUCAUUUGGAUAUUUAAUAAAAAAUAAAAUACCAAUGAAAAGCCAAUUUAAAAUAUUAGAAAAAUAUUUUAACUAUACUACAAUAAAUAAUAAAUCUGUUAUUUUACUUGCCUUUAUGAAAAUGUUAUUUUAUGAUCAUAAGUUAAUUUCUAAUGUUAAAAAAAUUUUAUCUGAUAUUAUUGAUCAUCCAAAUUUAGAAUUACAAACAAGAGCAUGUGAAUUUAUGAAUCUUUGCAAUAUUGGAAAUUUUAAUUUAAUCAAUUCUGUCCUUAAAACUAUGCCAUUAUACAAUACCAAAAAAAUUCAAAAAAAUUUUCUCAUUAAGCGCCUCCUCGAGACUAACAAACAUGCCAACAUAUACUUGCUCGAAAAUGAUGCCCAACUAACAAGCGAAAGGGUUAAUAAUAAAAACAAAUCUGACAAAUAUGACAAAUAUAACAAGUUUGAUGAAGAAGAAGAUAAAGUAAGCAACUAUUCUAGGGAUCAAAUUGAUUCUAAUUUAUCAUAUGAAAGUUAUAGUAAAAGAAAAUCUCAAAGUGCAUCUUCCGAUUCUGGUUCUGGAUCCGGUUCUGCAUCUGGUUCUGCAUCUGGUUCCGCAUCUGGUUCCGCAUCUGGUUCUGCAUCUGGUUCUUCUUCUGGAGAUUCAAAUAAAUUACAUGACGACUUAAGUAGCAAAUCCAAAACAAGUGAUAAAGAUUCAGAUGAUAAUGGAAAUUUAUUUAAAAUGUUAGGAUUACAAAAAGCAAACAAUAUAAAUGAAUUAUGGUUAAAUGGUUGUUUAUUAGAUAAGUCCUUAUUUUAUAAAAAUUCAAUUGUUUCAAUUUUAAUUAAACAAAGGUACCAAGAAAAUAAAGCUAUUCUUAAUUUUUAUAUCAAGAACAUUUCUAAGGGUCCGAUCAAGAUUGUUAGCAUUAACAUUGAGGAGCCUGAACAAAUAAAAAUCAAAGAACAAAAAAAUAUAAAUAACGAAAUAAUUAAUGCAGAUGAAGUAUGUGAAUAUAAAUUAAAUGUUACAGUUUCUGAUAUUUUUUAUGUUAUUCCUAUUAUAUUUUUCAAUUUAACGAUACCAACAUCUCCGAACAUAAUUUUUUCCUCCAAGCUGCCAAUUCUAAUUACCCGAUUUAUCAAAGAAAGCAAAAUUAAUGAAACAUCUUUUAAAAUAUAUUGGAAAGGGUUUACACAAAUUCAUAGUGAAGAUAUUGUGAUGGGCUUUCCAAAACAUUCCAAGAAAAUUCUCAUCAAUUAUUUGACUAGCGCUUUUAACUUGUACGUUUUAAAGAUCGGAACGCAUAUAUGCGCAUCUGGAUCCAUACAAUUUCCAGCAACAAACGUAGACAAUAAGAUUUUGAUUUUAGUUAAAAUUCGAUACGAAGCAAGAGGAUGUCAAAUAUCCGUUAUUUCAACCAUAAAACCCUUAAAUAAUUAUCUAAAUAAAAUAUUUGAAAUUUAUCUUAUAAAAAACAAAUAA